Chenopodium quinoa (quinoa) is the source of this 1350-nucleotide messenger RNA. RefSeq names its product ras-related protein RIC2. Gene Ontology annotation, molecular function: GTPase activity; GTP binding. Lineage: Eukaryota; Viridiplantae; Streptophyta; Magnoliopsida; Caryophyllales; Amaranthaceae. Bases 367 to 1020 code for a protein of 217 amino acids. The transcript is spliced from 2 exons. Gene Ontology annotation, cellular component: endosome. The record is from RefSeq and is a predicted model, not a curated record.
CUUGUGGACCCGGGGUGUAUUGCAAAAGUAUUGGGGUCCAAUUGUCGAAACUCGAAACCUCAAGUAGUCCAACCCAGUAGACAGCAGUCUUAUCGCGGCGAUCCAGCGCGAUAAUUUAGCGUCCGAAAGUAGUAACGCCGGUUAUCUUCACCAUUAUUCAAAGUCCUAACUUUCCAAUUUCACCCUUUUACGUUCACAUACUUUUUACAAUUUUGAAACACCCACAUUUUUUUUGCUUUACUUUACUACACCCAGAAAAUUAAAAAGGGGAUUUCAAAUUUUGAACUUCAAAUUCUCCCAAUUUUCUCCCAUUAAACAAUCGAAUUGAGCAUAAAAGGGAAAAAAUCUAAUUGGGUAUUUGCAGAAAUGUCGGGUUACAGAGCAGAAGAUGACUAUGAUUACCUCUUUAAGGUUGUUUUGAUUGGAGAUUCUGGUGUUGGGAAGUCCAAUUUGCUUUCAAGAUUUACUAGGAAUGAGUUUAGUCUCGAGUCUAAAUCCACCAUUGGUGUUGAGUUCGCUACUCGGAGCUUGAAUGUUGAUAGCAAGGUUAUUAAAGCUCAGAUUUGGGAUACUGCUGGACAAGAAAGGUAUCGGGCAAUUACCAGUGCAUACUACCGAGGAGCUGUUGGUGCACUUCUUGUGUACGAUGUGACUAGGCAUGCUACAUUUGAGAGCGUGGAGAGGUGGUUAAAGGAGCUAAGGGAUCACACAGAUCCCAACAUUGUAGUGAUGCUUAUUGGAAACAAAUCAGACCUUCGUCACCUUGUUGCAGUACAAAUGGAGGAUGGGAAAACAUUCGCUGAAAAGGAGUCCCUUUAUUUCAUGGAGACUUCUGCAUUGGAAGCAACCAAUGUAGAGAACGCCUUCACAGAAGUUCUUACUCAGAUUUACCGAAUUGUCAGCAAGAAGGCUAUGGAGGCUGGUGAGGAUGCAAAUGGCUCAUCUAUCCCUGCUGGUGAGAAGAUAGACAUUGGCAAAGAAGUGUCUGCCGUGAAGAAGGGUGGUUGCUGCUCCAGUUAAGGGGCUUGCUUAUUCAUGUCUAGAUUUCAUUAGAUUGGUUGAGGCGCAGAUAUGCAGCUGGGUUGUUGAUGCUGCACAGUUUUUCUAUACACCCUGAUAUGUAUAAUUUUCUGAGAUGUUCCCAUCUUUAGGAGUUAGAGUAUUAUUACUUUAUUUCAUUUUUCCUAAAAGAGUUCUCUUAGACAUUAUUUGUUUACUGAAAUACUUGUGAAUUGUGUUCAGCUGGUUGAAUAGAAGGAUCAUUAGCCAAAAUCUUCCAGUAAGCUGUGUAAUAUAGGAGCCAAUUUACUUUCCUUUGCACAUCUCGUCUAUUGAGGUACAUGUUUCUCA